Molecule: messenger RNA, 2561 nt
Organism: Mya arenaria
Lineage: Eukaryota; Metazoa; Mollusca; Bivalvia; Myida; Myidae
Exons: 5
Coding region: 145-2289 (714 amino acids)
Source: RefSeq, a predicted model, not a curated record
CUCAUGGAUUGCUUAACGCGAGUUUACCUGUAGUGUCUAUUCUUAACUGUGACCGGUAUUAUAAAACGGAAGAAAGUGCAUGCGCGAAUGACAGUAUAGUGGCGGUGUAACUUCUUCUCAUACAGGGACGUAACGUUCCAUAUCAUGGACCAGAUCGAGGAAGCCAGGAAGCUCCACUUCAGUGUCGACUUGGUGAGUCAGGCCCACAACCACCUAGAGUUUUUGUGUGCUAUAGAUCGAGCAACCUCUCUCAGAAAUGUGGCCAACUUGCGGCGUGCCCUCUACCGAUACGAACGAUACUGGCUGCCGCUCGCUGCAGACCACCCCGGGAAACAGUUGUCCGGGCCGCUUGAUGUCGAGUGGAUGUGGCAUUGUCACAUGCUGUCCCCCAAAAAGUACAUCGAUGACUGCAAGGCUGUAUGUGGAAGUGUUGUUGACCAUACGUUAAAGAAUAAGUGGCAGUUUGGUACGGACCAGAAACGGGCAACGUCUUUGUGGUCAGAAAAGUAUCCAGACGAACCAUUCCAUCCAAGUUACAAAGCUCCUUUUGAUGAAUCGAAGCUCGAAAGUUUUUCUUCGAAGAUAUCCUACGAUAUUAUUGCAGCGGCCUCACGCCAGGGCGUGUUCUUCUACCAAGUUUCACUGCCUCACUAUCAGGACACGCUUUACUUGCAAGACUCCCUACAAAGGUACAAGCAGUUUCUCUAUCUCCGGACAAAGGUGAAUGGUUUUAUUACUCCGUGCUUCGACCAAGACCUCAUGUGGCAUUCCCACCAAGUUAACCCACUGGCAUAUGCAGCUGACACGAAGCGAAUUGUUGGCUUCGUUUUUAACCAUGAUGACUCCACGAAUGACAGAACCGAGGGUUCAGAUCUUGUCACAUGUCACAAAAGCACUUCAGAAGAAUGGCAAUCUUUAUUUGACGAGCCUUUCGCGUCAUAUGGGGCUAUGUAUCGUGGUUAUCCAUAUGCUGGAUAUUUUUACGAUCUGUCUUCAAAUGACCUCCUAUCAAUGAGUAGCAAAGACUUUCAGAUCCAAUUUGACCAAUUUAAAUUGACGGAUGUAGAUGCAGGCAUCAGUAUCAACGACUGUGUUUUAGAAAUAACAACAGACAGACCUGAGACGAACAAGCACGUGUUUGAAACGGCAUUGCCGUCACAGACAAAACAAAAUGAUUUCAUUUCAUGGGCGCCUGACUCUGUCAUAUUACCAAUUACUACCGAAAAGGAACGAAGUUUGCUGAUUUCACUGAAGAAAAAAACAAAAUUCUUACUUUUUGGUACGAAGUAUGAACAAUUAACUACAGGAGUGAUAGAUAUUGCCUCGCUGGUGAAAAAUGGUCUUUCAAAAGAAGAAACUAAUUUUGAUUGUAAUGUGGACAUGCGAAGUGCUCAGCUAGAAUUGCAGGGCUCGAUUAGGAAUAUACAGCCAAAUACAUGCAAGUUAGUCAUACAGGCCGGGGAGUUCAAGUCGUCUGUCGUACCGGAAACUGUCCGGCAGUCGUGGGGACCCAUGCCGCUGGAAAGGCUGCCUACUGGAAGACCCAAUGAAUGUCGCGAAGCUGUUCACACCCUCUUGGAUGGUGAUGGUAAGACUCUGUUCACUGUUCGAGUGCUGCAGAGCUCACCACUGACUCUAUCCUGUAUAAGGGUGUUGUAUGAGGACAAACCUGUGGCCUUCGCCAGCCUGACACACCUCGACCAGCUACCACUGACAUCCCAGGUUAGCUCAAGCCGGCCUUGUUUGAAUCCACGUGAAGGUGAUCAUGCGAUGACCAUCAAGAGCCACAAGGGCGACUGGGGGAUACUUACUGGCCGCUGGAUACCGUCCAAGACAGUACAGAAACAGACCGAUGAUGGGGACAGUAUUCCGUAUGGAACAAUGCAGAUAAAGUUCUUUCAUUUAACCAAAGAAGUGACAGAGGUUGUUUCGCUACAAUACAGCCGUUCAUCUCCAGUGAAACAUGUUAAACUACAAUCGGUUGAUAUUGAUCUAGAGACGGGGUCUCUGAGUAUUGAUGCCAGCACGGCCGAGGUGGGAGAACACAUUGCCCUUGCCUUCUCUGUAGGGCUGAUGCACGUGUUGUGCACUUCAAGGCCGAAGGACUGGAAUGAAGGUGCUCAAUUUCCGUCGCCGUUUUCGGACCUCUUACUUGUGAAAUCUUGUGGGCUUUAUAGCCAUGUCCCGACAGGACAGUUUGUGAUAAGCCAGUUUGGAGAGAAGCACGCUGCUCUCUGUGGAGGCGGGAAGAUCGACUGCUCUAAACGCUGGGAACAGCUAGCGAAGUAACACACCGCGUGUGUACGAGUAUUGCUUUUGUUUACGAUGGGUGUGUGACGGUACAUGACGGAUGCGCGUCGUAUUCUGUAUAUACUUACGUUGACGUGAUGUCACAUACUAUGAUAUAAGUUAUAACACUAUUUUCCAAGUCAUUAAAGAAGACGUUUGUUCAUAAACUCAACGUUACAUGUCAUGUUUAUCUUGUGUAUGUCUAUUUGGAAAAGCUCAUUUUGGUAUUAUACACGGAUAUCAAUUUCUAAAAGAAUAAAAUAUGUACGGCU